Messenger RNA from Venustampulla echinocandica, 1050 nucleotides. RefSeq names its product p-loop containing nucleoside triphosphate hydrolase. The coding region runs from base 1 to 1050 and encodes 349 amino acids. Gene Ontology annotation, cellular component: condensed nuclear chromosome. The transcript has 3 exons. Gene Ontology annotation, molecular function: ATP hydrolysis activity; ATP-dependent DNA damage sensor activity; single-stranded DNA binding. Gene Ontology annotation, biological process: mitotic recombination-dependent replication fork processing; reciprocal meiotic recombination; chromosome organization involved in meiotic cell cycle. Lineage: Eukaryota; Fungi; Ascomycota; Leotiomycetes; Helotiales; Pleuroascaceae. The record is from RefSeq and is a predicted model, not a curated record.
AUGACUACUGAGGAGGUCGAAGCUUCCCAGUCUGGUAUUGAAGAUGGCGUGGGGGGACCUGGCGCGCCUACGCCAUUGAGUGCGCUCGAGGGUGUUGCCGGCCUUACGAAGAGAGAUAUCGCAUUGAUAGUUGAGGGUGGGUUCAACACAGUUGAGUCAGUCGCAUAUACUCCGCGAAGAGUCCUAGAGCAAAUCAAGGGUAUUUCUGAGCAGAAGGCAACCAAGAUCUUGACCGAGGCAUCAAAACUGGUUCCUAUGGGAUUUACAACUGCAACAGAGAUGCAUCAACGAAGGAGCGAAUUGAUAUCCAUUACAACAGGUUCGAAGCAACUGGAUACGUUAUUAGCUGGAGGAAUCGAGACAGGCUCUGUCACAGAGAUCUUCGGCGAGUUUCGGACAGGGAAAAGUCAGAUAUGCCAUACUCUUGCUGUUACUUGCCAGCUGCCCUUUGACAUGGGAGGAGGCGAGGGGAAAUGCCUGUACAUCGACACCGAAGGAACCUUCCGACCUGUUCGGCUCCUGGCAGUGGCAAAUCGAUAUGGCCUUUCCGGUGAAGAGGUACUUGACAAUAUCGCGUAUGCCCGCGCCUAUAAUUCCGAUCAUCAACUGCAACUGCUCAAUCAGGCUGCUUCUAUGAUGUGUGAGACGAGGUUCUCACUCCUCAUUGUUGACAGUGCUACAUCCCUUUAUCGGACCGACUUUGUUGGGCGGGGAGAGCUUUCUUCAAGACAAACCCAUUUGGCAAAGUUCAUGAGGACUCUUCAACGCCUUGCGGAUGAAUUCGGCAUCGCAGUUGUUAUUACAAAUCAGGUGGUUGCUCAGGUGGACGGCGGCCCCAGUGCAAUGUUUAAUCCAGAUCCAAAGAAGCCUAUCGGGGGAAACAUCAUCGCCCAUGCUAGUACCACUCGGUUGAGCCUGAAGAAGGGUCGAGGAGAGACGAGAAUAUGCAAGAUCUAUGAUAGUCCUUGCCUGCCGGAGAGUGACUGUCUUUUUGCGAUCAAUGAGGAUGGUAUUGGUGAUCCAAGUCCCAAGGACUUAGAGAAAGACUAG